Caenorhabditis angaria is the source of this 3879-nucleotide messenger RNA. The record is from the annotation of a GenBank genome assembly. NCBI's taxonomy places the organism in Eukaryota, Metazoa, Nematoda, Chromadorea, Rhabditida, Rhabditidae.
AUGUCGGGUGGAAACGAAGAAGAUCAGCUUGCACAGUGCCAAGCAUAUGUUCAAAGGCACAACAUUCAACAACUUGUCAAAGAAGCGAUCGGUUAGUUGUUUUUGCAUAUAUAAAUGCGAAUUAUGAAAAUCGAAAAUGAAAAUGCAAAAGGCGGGCAAAUUUGCAUAUGUAUUUUUAUUCUUUCUGUCGCUCGUGUUUGGAAUUUUUCGAGAUUUUUUGGAGGGGAAAAAACAAAACAAAAAACAUAAAUUUUGGAAUUUUAUGCAAUCUCAUAAAUUUUGCAAAUAUAUCCAUGUGAACCGACCCGAAACUAAGCAUAAAUCUUUGCAGUUUUUCCAGUUGUUUUGCAGAAUUCAAAACAUCGCAAACAAAAACAAAUUCUUGGUUUUGAAGAAAAUCUUCAUAAAAUUUAGAAAAUUUCACAAUGAUUGAAAUUAGGUUAACGUCUUGAAACGUUAAAUGUCUUGAACCGAAUUCUGAAUUAAGAAUCUGGAAUAUAAAAUAUUUAACCUUAUUGAACAUCCAAAAGUUUUGAAUUUCAAGAUAAAAAUAUCUGAAGUUUCAGAAUUCAAAAUUCAAAUUUCAUUAGAAAAUUUUCCAGUUGAAACAUUUCAGAUUCCAAAAUUCGAAACAAAAAAUUAUCAUUUCAAACAAUUUAUUUAGAUUUACACAUUCUCGUUUCCAAAAUUCUAAUUUCUGAAAUUUUCAUUCCGGCUUUCUAAAUUUAAAAAAUCUAUCAUAUUCCCAAAAUUCAACUUUUGACUUUUCAAAUCCAAAAAUCAAUUUUUCCAGUCGUUCUCUGCAUACACAAGCCAGACAAUCCGGUACUAUUCUUGAAAGAACAUUUUGAAAAACUCAACGAACAACGCGCACAGGUCAGUCCCGUUUUCUUAAUAUUUUCCAUUUUCACCAAAACCCAAGAAAAAAUUGCCACUUGAAACCAGUCAGUCAGUGCCUCUCAUGCUCACUCAUAAAAAAAUGUCGAGUUGCAUUUAUUCCUUGCACCAUCCAAGCGCCAGUAAGGCAGGCCCCAAAUUUUUUCGUUUUUUUUGGAAAAAAAAGAGUCGAGUCGCAGAAAAAUGACGGAAAAAAGAACAGUAGAAAAAACGAGGGGACUAGAAUGAGCAGAAAAAAAAGAGAAGAAGAAGAAGAAAGAGUGAGCUCCGGCUAGAUUUCUUCUUUUUUCUCUUCUUUUUUCCCCGCCAUUUUUGCGCCUUCUUUAUUUCUUCUUCUUCUUCUUCUAUAUACUUGACUUCUUCUUCAGAAUACAUUUUUCGUAGAUAUUAUAUUAUAUGAAAAAUUGUAUCCCCCUUGAAACAUCACCCUCUUGUUCAACUCUUUUUUUUAUCAAAAAUGCACGUCUUAGAGCCGGAAAAGAUGCACGCGGGAAAAUAAUUGCAUUCAAAUAAAAUAAAACAAUUUUCGUUGAAUGCAACGCUUAUCAAUAAUUUUUAAUCUCCUCUUUUUUCUAUCAUUUUUUUCUUUAUUAGUUUUUCUCACUUUUGAGCUUACGAAAUCAAAAAAGAAAAAAUGUGGCCAAUUAGACUUCAACAAAUCAAAGUGUAACGAAGGGUGCAAAUUUGAUAUCGUCACAAAAUGUUUUUUAGUUUUACUCGUUUCCUCUUUCAGUGUUUUUUGUUUCAAUCUGAUCUCUCAUUUUUCAACGAGAACAAUUUUUCUUUUUGUUAAAAAAUAAAAUACUCCUGUCCAAGAAAAAAUCGAUAAUUUCAUCAGUCUCUUCUUUUUCCACAGAAAUUUUCUCACGACAUACAUAACAACAUUUUAUUUGAUGCCAAGGGCGGAAUUGUUUCUCCGAUUAUAUUUUCCUCUUUUGUUUUUUCUCAUUUUUCUCCUUGUUUCACCAAAAAAUCAGUAAGUGAGAAGAAGAAGGAAAAAAAAAUAAUAAAAACAUCUGUUUCAACUCUCCGUUGCUUACUUUUUUUCUUUUUUUUUUUCAAAAAAAAAAUAAAAUAAAAAUUUUUCUGUUGAGAGAGCAAGCGUUCGUGUUUUUCACCAGGGAAUGUAAUGGGGCAACAGCUGAGCAAUCGUCGUAAUUCACAAGCUGUUGGAGCGAAAUCAACUCCAACAUCAAGCCAACCUCCGAAUCCCAAGGUAACCUUAAAGAAAAUCAAUGUUAUACUUUGUUACUUACCGGCGCAGGUGCGAAUUGUAAUUGUUUUAGUGGCGAGAAAACAGCUGAAAAAAUUAGAUUCAGGCGGCCCCCUUUCUCUCCCCAACUUUUUUGUGCUGCUUUUUGUCGAGAAAAAAAGUGACAGCUGAAAAAGGAUGAUUUAUUCGUUCGCUUUCUAAAAGAGUUUCUCUCCUCUCAGUCGCUGCCUUUGAAAUGUCAUGAAAAAAAUCAGAAAUCAUUGCUGUCUCCGUAAAAUGUCUACGAUUUCAAGCUCCGAGGUAUGUAACUUAGUUUUUGAUAUGCGAAGUUUGAUCGGCUAUUGAUAAGCGAGGAAUUUUUCUGUUACGAAUCGACCUUGUUUGAUACGGUUCGGUUCAAAUUAAAUUCUCAAUACAAAAAAAACACAUGUAGAAGAAAAAUAAAAAGAAUUCCUUUUUUUUUGAGUAAACAUUCCCCCCUCGCUUUUUUUCUAUUCGCCCCACUUAAAAUACUAGUACUCUCUACGUAUUUUUCUUUUUCUUUUGCAGUUUUUCAGUAAUCAAGAAAACACCGAAUUAACUCUAGUUAAGUUAAUUAAACUGGUUUCAAGAUGGUAAACCCUUCCCCUCAAAAAAAAAAUCGAUAAUCAAUAAAAUAAAAUGCUUCAGGAGGGUGGUCAUCAAGAUGCUGCCGAUGAUGAUGAUAUUAUAAUUGAGCCACCAAAGCGCUCCGGUGGUCGGCGAACCGGAAUUUCGGCUGAACCAAUCAAGGAGGAUGAUACCGAAUAUAAGAAGGUUGUGAUUCCCAAAGAUGAUGCUACACGAAAAUCGUUGGAAUCGGCGAUGCGCAAAAAUUUGCUUUUCGCUCAUUUGGAGGUUUGUUUUUCUCUUCUUGUUUGAAUUUCUAGAAAAACGUUCUUUUUUUCAAAAAAAUAUCAAACCUAUUUUUCAGGAAGACGAACAAAAGACUAUGUAUGAUGCGAUGUUCCCAGUCGAAAAAUCAGCUGGCGAAACAAUCAUCGAACAAGGAGAAGAGGGUGACAACUUCUAUGUCAUUGAUAAGGGUGUAAGUUUGAUUUAAGGGUUGUUUUUCAAAGCGGGACUCUAGAGACCUGACAGCCUGUAUGAUUUUUCUAGCCAUCUAUUAAAAUUCUAAAUUUUAGACCGUCGAUGUUUACGUUAAUCACGAAUAUGUAUUGACAAUCAACGAAGGUGGAUCAUUCGGAGAAUUGGCUUUGAUCUACGGAACUCCACGUGCGGCCACAGUUAUUGCCAAAACCGAUGUUAAACUUUGGGCCAUUGAUCGUUUGACUUAUCGACGAAUUCUUAUGGGUUCAGUCACCAAGAAGAGAAAGAUGUAUGAUGAAUUCUUGUCGAAAGUUCAAAUCCUCGCUGAUUUGGAUCAAUGGGAACGUGCUAAUGUUGCUGAUGCUUUGGAAAGAUGCGAUUUCGAGCCUGGAACUCAUGUUGUUGAGCAAGGACAACCAGGAGACGAGUUCUUCAUCAUUUUGGAAGGUGAAGCAAAUGUUUUGCAAAAACGAUCAGAUGAUGCACCAUUUGAUGUUGUUGGACAUCUUGGGAUGUCAGACUAUUUCGGAGAAAUUGCUCUUCUUCUUGAUCGUCCACGUGCGGCUACAGUUGUUGCCAAAUCGCAUCUCAAAUGCAUCAAACUCGAUCGCAAUCGUUUCGAACGUGUCAUGGGACCAGUCAGAGAGAUUCUUAAAAGAGAUGUUUCCAACUACAACUCGUAUGUCAAAUUGAUGACUUAA